GUGAUUGUGUUGUUUGCUGUAUUGCAAGUUAAGACAGGACUUUGGUUUUACUUUCAAUUUCCAAGGUGAAGCUGACGCUGCGUCAAACUCUCUCCACACAGCAUCAGCUCCUCUGUGCAGUUUGGAGCAGCUGCUGCUUCUUUAGAAGGAAAACAUUGAUCUGUACCGGAUCAGGAUUCACAGACUUUGCUCCACCUGAGUUCUUUUCAUGGGGGAGAAUCUCCCGAGGUCGCCAGGAGGAGCUCGUCUGAGGAGACCUGUGCAAACCCUCAGGGCUAAGAUGGUUCUUCUGGGGAGCUCUGGAGUGGGCAAGUCAUGUUUGGCUCUGCGAUUUGGGAAGGAUGAGUUCAGGAGCACAUCGCCUACUGUUGGCUGUGCUUACCUGACCCGGAUGGUGCAUUUGAGUGAUGUCAAUCUUCGCUUCGAGAUAUGGGACACGGCAGGACAAGAGAAAUACCACAGCGUCACCCCUCUCUACUACAGAGGAGCCCACGCUGCCAUCCUGGUCUAUGAUAUCAGCAAGAGGGAAACAUUUCUCAGAGCUCAGGUUUGGCUCAGAGAGCUGGAGAAGCAGGUCGUCCCAGGAUCUAGUGUCCUGUGGCUGGUGGGCAACAAGGGGGAUCUGGCUGAGGAGAGGCAAGUCUCAGUGCAGGAAGGACAGGAGCUGGCCAGAGACAGGGGGUUGUACUUUUCAGAGACAUCUGCAAUGUCGGGGUUCCAGGUCAGCGAGUUGUUAGCAGCUAUAGCCCUCAGGGUGUACGAGUGUUUGGGAGCCCAGCAGGAGGGUCUGUCCGAGUGGAGGGAGACACCGCUGGUGAAUCUGCAUCACAGCGACACGUUCUCUUCUUCUGCUGCUUCCUGCUGCCGAGUCGGGCCCUAGAAGAGAAGAGGAGAGAAGAGGGAGAGAGACGGAGGUAAUGUAAAGAAAUCAGCUGCACUGGUUGGAGCAGAGCGAUAUGAGACGACUUGGGACGACAGGAACGUUUGAUAAAUUAAUUCUCUUACAGUUAAUGUGACUGUCCCUCUUUUUAUUAACAUGGGAAAUGUUGGAAAACCUAGAAAACAAAUGAGAUAAACACACUUUUGUUUAUAUCGAGGGGAACCAACGUUGUGCGUCUUUUUUGAAAGAUUCAGGUUGUUUCACUUCACAAGAAUUGAACCUUUAAACUAUGUUGUUGCUUUAAGUUGUUUUUAGUUUAUUGUUUUUAAUUUCCUUUGAAGUAAAAGUGAUUUAACUUAAAAAGUUCAGACUCUAUUAACGUGACAUGAGUCUCAAUUUCCUCCGCACAGAAACAGCUGGUAGAAAUUAACUUUUUACUUUUAUACUUUCAUAUGCACAUUUCAGAGCCUGUACUUAUAUACUUCUAUCAAAGUAAAGAGGUUUAAUCAAUACUUUUAUACCUUUAAUUGAGUUGUUUGUCACACAGGUAUCUGCUACUUCUACUUGAGUAAAGGACAUGUGUACUUAUAUCACAUCUGCCUCUGACAUGUACCAGGAGGAGAGGAGGAGGGACAGGGGGCGUUGUACGUUCUUUAGGAUACGCCUGCAGGAGGCUGUACCCCCCCCCCCUCCCCUGUCUCUCCCGAUUCCUUUAGUCAUCAACAGUCAUAAAUAACACAAAUACAGUCCCUGUGCAUCCAUAACAUUGGGAUUAAGGGGAUUCCUGACUGUUUGUGAGACAGUAUUUCUGUCUGAAUUUGGCUGCAUAGACGCUCUUAUAUAAACCGACUUCUCUCCCCUGCAGUCGGGCUCUUGUAAAUGUUUGGUUGUGUUAUGUCCACACACACACAACAAGUGAUCCUCUAAGUGUGAAUUGUGUAUUCCUGAUUUCAAGCAUCACUCAGAAGAGGCUUUGUUGAGCUGAUUCAAACCAAGCUUGUGCGGAGCCAGAGGAACUGAGGGUCUUGGUUUUAGUUAAAGAAAGAAAGACACCAGACCUCCUGCUGAGAAGAUGACUUGAAGUAAAUAAAACUAUAAAACAGGAAUCAUUUGGUUUUCAUUGUAUAUAAAUAUUGAGAAUCUUAAAAACAACAGGACCCCUUUGCAGAUGUUGUGUAAACCUCUGGAAUCAUCUUAGUGAAAAGUGUGUCUUCAUUUUAACAGCUGAUCUAUGGAAAUAACCAAAGUUAUAAUAAAACAACGAAUAACUUGCAUAAUUAAUCAAUUCUUGACAGAGAAGAGUUCAGAGUAAUUUUUUUAAUGAGGCACAAGUGAUUGGAAGGAGAACACACCAGUGGUACACACACUGCAUUCAAACUUUAUUGUCUCAUGUUGUUUAUUGAAUUUACAAAACAAUUUUCAAGGAAAACACAUUUUUAAUGGAUUUUGUAUGAAAAAGUAUUUUACUUUUCACCAUCUGAGCUUUUGUAUUGAAGGAAACAAUAAAAGUAUUUAAAAGAAAA
Molecule: messenger RNA, 2403 nt
Organism: Pleuronectes platessa (European plaice)
Lineage: Eukaryota; Metazoa; Chordata; Actinopteri; Pleuronectiformes; Pleuronectidae
Product: ras-related protein Rab-17
Exons: 5
Coding region: 209-880 (223 amino acids)
Cellular component (GO): endosome
Molecular function (GO): GTPase activity; GTP binding
Source: RefSeq, a predicted model, not a curated record